GACUAGUAUAUAGUAAUCUGUGGUGAAGCCAUAAAACAGCCAUACAAACAAAGCAUUUACACAGCAUUCGAGCCGUGUUCCGAUUGCUCAUUCGUUUUCGGUAUUUAUUGUAUGUGAAUAAUUUAUAAUUUUUGUAAAUAAAAUUGUGAAAUUAUUGAUAAUGGCGUUCGCAAAUUUUUCUAAGGCCGACGGUAACUGGCAGCCCCACUCACAACAACGGCACAACUUGGAAGCGGGCGCCGUGCGGUGGCUGUACACGAUGGCGUAUAAUCGCAUCAUGUCGCCACAACAUGUAGUUACGUCAUGUCCCUGCGGUCGUGAUUUAAAACAAAUAAGGAUAGAAACUACUGAAGUCGUUCAAAAAAAUAACUCGUUGACAGCAAAGGUCUCUGUCACAAACUACAAUAUACCGUUUGCUACCAAAACAAGCCGCGAAUACGUGAUCGGCGGCGUAGUGAGCUUUCAGAUAAAGGUCGUGACAGCCAUGGUCAGCAACGGACACACGAUGGUUUACAAUAACUUGAUAUUUGUACAGUUCCUCAAACGGCGACAGAACGAUGAACUCACCUAUUCGAUCAAGUUUGCAGCCCCAGAACUACACAUGCGGGACAAGCAAUUCACCAGUGACGACGGCAUGUGGCACUUGGUUCACGAGAACAAGCGCCAGCAGUAUACAUUCGAAGUAAGCGUACUGUUGGAGGUGAUGCCGCGCGUUAACUCGUUUGCGAUCUUGUAUGACGACGAGGAGUUGACAGAUUUUGAGCUGCGCGGGGUGGACGGGUCAGUACGCAUGCAUCGCGCCGUGAUGGCGGCUUCCAGCCCCGUGCUGAGACGUAUGCUUGGUGGCAUGUGGCGUGAAGCCACUGAGGGCUGCGUCGAUAUGCCCGGCACCACGCGCGCUACACUGCAGGACCUCAAGAACUACGUGUAUAUGCGCACACUGCCCGACUCAGGGCUGGAGGAGCUGUUGCUGCUCUCGUCUUACUACAUGAUGCCAGAGCUGGAGAAGCGGUGCGUAGACAAGAUCGUGCAAAACAUAACCGCGGGGAGCGCCUUCGAAGUGAUCGAAUUCGCGGCCAAGAAUAAGAUGACGCAGCUAAUGCUGGCGGUGCUGGACUGCGUACAGUCCGGCUCCAUCUGCGUCACCGAGAUGCGGGAUCACCUCCAGCAGCCUGAAUGAGCCCACGCUACUGCCAAGCUAUGGUUUACGCUUGGACAAAAACUACAAACACUACUCUUAACUCUUUCACUGUACCUACGUGGACGUACAGUGAAAUAUUAAAAAUUAAAAUAAGUUGAUUUAAAAAAAACAUGUAUCGUAUUACCCCAGAUUGUACAAAUGUGAAAUUUUGCUAUCAAAAACUAAGGAUAGCUAAUGAAAGUGAAUAUUUUUUAAUAUUGAAGAGUUGAAAUAAUUUAGUUUUGACUUAGAAAAUAAUUCAGUUUACAAUGAGGGGCACGCAUGUGAAGCUCCAUCAUGACCAAAUGAAACUUAAUAAUGAUAAUUAAACAAAAUUGAUUACAAUUUAAAAUUAGGAUAAUGGCAGCUAUAACGACGAUUAUCGUAGCGGAAAGUUUUAUAGCCUAUAGCCCUUUCCGAUAUAUGGACUAUGGACUAUUCAACAGCUUUAGUGUAGUUUAUCAUGUAUCAUUGUGUCUGUGUGUAUUGGUAUUGAGCUGAGGAAUACUGUUCUGUGAGUGUCUUUUCACAUGGUGCCAACGCACUAUGUACAAAUGUGUCAAAUAAAUGUAUGUGUAUGUACAAAAAAAUCCAAAGAGGUUCUGUCGUAACAUUAUCGAUUAAAUUCAUCUUUUUAAUAACAAUAAAUAGCAUCUAGAUCAGUUCUAAAGCAACCUACUUAUAUUGCUACUUCCUAUUCGAUGUAUGAAUAGUUCUUCAGUUUUAGCUCCAUGUACUGACCUAGUACGUAGGUAUAUCAGGGUGUAUAAGUGUUUGUACAAAAUGGCUACCAUGUCGAUCGUCUCCUUUACAGACGAAAUGUAGUAUCAGUAGGGUUUAUUUUGUAUUUUUAUUACCUUAGGGUUAUUAUCGUACUAUUUUUGUACUGUUUUAACUGACUGCAGGUAUUUCCAGUCAGUUAACGAUUAAAAAAGAAUUGUGUGUGUGUGUGUGUGUGUUUAUUAUGAUGUAAUGCUCAUUCUUUGUAGUUUUUAAGUUCAGUAAGUAUAAUAAAAUAUACGUUGAGAAGUCGAAACUCGUAAACGCGACGUUUGUUGAGAAUGACGAAUUUGGAACGGGAUCUCUACAAAUACGUAAUUUCAUUUUUGUUAAUCUAUUUCGACCGAAUCAAAGUUAGGAGUUCCGAGCUAGCUACGUCAUUUGGAAGUAUAACACGUAUCUAUCUAGAAGUGAAGUUGACGGGGGGAAACCUUCCAAAGGCGCCUAGCUUUUUGGGAAAAAAGACUAGGGAGUGUGAGAUUUUUACCUCACUGAAACCACCCCGGUGGCCACCUAUCGGCACGAAAACGAGGAUAGGUACUAUCCUCGUUUUUAUCUGUUAUUGUAUCUGUAUUCACCUUUCUCAACAAACGCCGCUUACCUACUUGUCUUCUCAAUCGUUGGUAUAUUUUAUUAUAAUAAGUAUAAUUAUGACUGAACCCCAAAUAUUACAUAAUUAUGUAAUCUUACUGUGGAAUUAAGACUGGUUUUAUAAAUUGACUGACAUUAUUUUUGAUUGUGAUAAUUAUUGUCUUUUGUAUUUUUGUAAUAUUAAAGUAAGCCAACCUGAA
Messenger RNA from Spodoptera litura, 2751 nucleotides. RefSeq lists its product as uncharacterized. Gene Ontology annotation, molecular function: protein binding. NCBI's taxonomy places the organism in Eukaryota, Metazoa, Arthropoda, Insecta, Lepidoptera, Noctuidae. The record is from RefSeq and is a predicted model, not a curated record.